AUGAAAAUUAUCUUCUUCUUAUUCUUAUUAAUAAUUUAUCCAAAUUUAGUCAAAACAUUGCAAGAAUAUUCCAUCGAAAUUUCAGUAAAAGAAGAACAAGAAAAUGGAACAAUAAUAAUUGAUUUAUUCUCAUAUAUUCCAACAUUAACAAAUUCAAAUGGAUAUUUAAUAAAAUUUGUUCGUCCAUGUCAAAAUCUUUAUAUCGAUAAUCAAAAUCACAAUCUAAUUCGUUCAUUAAAAAUUGAUCGAGAAGAAAUUUGUCCAUAUGAAAUCAAUUGUUUAUUAAAUUGUAAUUUAUUUCUACAAAAAUCCAAAGAAGAAAUGAAAUUAAUCAAAUUAAAAAUCAAUAUUGAAGAUAUCAAUGAUAAUAAAGCUAAAUUUAAACGAAAAUUUUAUUCCUAUGAAUUAGAUGAAAAUCUAUCAUUAAAUUAUCAUUUACAAUUAGAACAAGCUGAAGAUAAAGAUUUAUUUUCUAAGAAUUUUUAUUCUUUAAAUAUUUCUUCUUCGUCUUUUCCAUUUAAACUAAAUUAUAAUGAAGAAAAUCAUUUACUCGAAUUAAUUCUCAUCAAUAAAUUAGAUAAAAAUAUAAAAAAAUAUUCAUUUGAAUUAAUUGUCAAUGAUAAUGAAAAUGAAAUCGAUGAUAAAUGUCUAAUUGAACUAAAUAUUUUAUUUAACCAACAACUCAAUUCUUAUCCACCUGAAUUUGAAUUCAAAUCUUAUAAAUUUAUUAUUUAUAAUUUCAAUCAAACAUUCAUUGGACAAGUUAAAAUCAAAAAUUCGAAAGAAAAUAAUGCAGUUUAUUAUCGUUUAAUCUCAUCAUCAUCACUGGAAGAGAAUUUUAAUUUAUUUCAAAUUAAUGAAAAAACAGGAGAAAUUUCUUUUAAAGAAAAUACUUUUCAAACAAAAAAUUUUAACGAAAUUUCUUCUUAUAAAAUCUUCAUCGAAGCUUUUGAUUUAAAUUAUCUUUCAUCAUUAACAACAGUGGAAAUUUAUUUUAAUUUUACAAAUUCUUUUCUUCAACAACAAAAUCAAAAUUAUUUUAUCGAAAUUUUAAUUCCAAAAUUAUUUCAAAAGAAAACAAAUUUAGAUUUGAAUUCAAAUGAAAUUUUUCUCAAAGAAAAUCUAACAAAUCUUCCAUUGACAAUUCUUCAGUUAUUUAUUUCAACUUCAUCUUCAUCUUCAUCUUUUCCUUCUCUCUUUAAUAUUUCAAUGAACUCAACAACAUUAUCUUCAACUGAAUUAAAUUCGUAUUUUUAUUUAAAACAAAUUAAUGAUGAUAAUGAACAAAAAUCAUUUGAAUUAAUUCUUAAAAAAUCAUUUGAUUAUGAAAUUAUGAAAUUAAUUCAUUUAGAUUUUAUUUUAAAUCAAAAUAAUUUCACGAGAAAAUCUUUAACAAUUUUUAUUGAAAAUAUUAAUGAUUGUCAACCGACUUUUAAUCAAACACAAUUUCGUUUUCAAAUCAAAGAAAACUUUCAUUUUCCUUUUCUUCUUUAUACUUUUCAAGCUCAAGAUCAAGAUGAUUUAAAUAAUAUUCAGUAUUAUUUAAAAACCAAAGAUGAAAAUACAUUUGCAAUAAAUUCAACAAAUGGACAAUUUUCAAUAUUAAAAUCGUUUGAUCGAGAAAUCAAAUCAAAUUAUUCAUUAUUUAUUUGUGCAUUUGAUCAAAUCUAUGAAACAUGUUUAUCCAUAUUUAUUGAGAUUCUCGAUGAAAAUGAUAAUAUUUGUCAAUUUAAUUCUUCAUCAAUCACAUUAACAAUCAAUGAAAAUCUUCCUCCAAAUACAUUUUUAAUUCAAAUUCAAGCAUUUGAUCUUGAUUUAAAUGAAUAUGGAAAAUUAUUUUAUUCAUUUUCAUCAAACACAACUUAUUUGAAGAUUAAUUCAACAAAUGGAAUUAUUCAAACAACAAAUCAUUUAUUUGAUUAUGAAGUAAUUCAAAAAUAUUCAAUUUUAAUUAAAUCUUGUGAUAAUAUCAACUCACUUCCAUCUUUAUGUUGUUAUUUACAAUUAAAUAUUAAUUUAAUUGAUUUAAAUGAUAAUUUACCUUAUUUAAUUUAUCCUCCAUCAUCAUCACUUCAUGAUUUAUUUAUUAUUAAUUAUACAAAUAAAAUAAUGCCACGUUUAAAAGCAUUUGAUAAUGAUAUUCAAUUGAAAAAUCGUUUCAUUUUUUAUUUUAUUAUUGGUGGAUCACUCAAUUCAUCAAUCACCAUUGAUUAUUAUUCGGGACAAUUAAAUCUUCUCGAAUCAAAAUCAAAUCAACUUCCUCUUUAUGGGACACUGAUCAUUUCGAUUUCAUCACAAACGAAUAUUUCAUUAACUAUUCUUAUUCAUGAUUAUCACACCGAUCCACAAACAUUUAUUAUGUCAUUAAAACAACAACAACAAGACCAAUCAUCAUCAUCAUUAUCUUCAAUUCUUUCUCCAUUAUUUUAUUUUAUUUCUUCAAUUUCUCUUAGUAUUUUUAUUUUAUUAUUCAUUUUUCUUACUUUUUUCUAUUUUUAUUUGAAACAAAAAUCAAAACAUCAAACUAAUUCAUUAAUUAAUACACCAUCAACAACAACGCUUUCUGCUCGAUCAUUAUCAACUAAUAAAAAAAUCUAUGAAACAUAUUAUUCAUUUGGAGAUACUGUUCAUCAGGAUAUUAUUCAUCUAUGA
This is a messenger RNA of Adineta steineri, 2652 nucleotides long. The record is from the annotation of a GenBank genome assembly. Lineage: Eukaryota; Metazoa; Rotifera; Eurotatoria; Adinetida; Adinetidae.